AUAUAAGAUAGUAUAUAAGGGCAGAAGGAAACUGCUUUACAAUCAGAGUUUCUGAAACUACAAGAUAGUUCUACUUCCAACGACUUUCAUACCAUAUAUUUGCUGAAACUAAAAUCAAUAGCACAAAAUGUCGAAGCUGCUUCUGGUUCUCUGUAUCGCCUUCAUGGCCGUGAGUGUCAUUAUCGCUUGCAGACCAGCGGGUUUUCCAUGCUCAGCAGACAGCGACUGCUGUCCACUUCUGGGAUGCAACCCUUGGGCGGGCCGUUGCACGAAAAAAAUUCCAGUCGGUCCAGCCGGUGCGGCUCAGCCUGGAAUCCCUGCGCAAUAAACAAUGGCCUGACGUUUCAUUCAAAUUGAUAAAUUUGUUCCUUAAAUUAACUGUGGUACCACAAUUAUUAGCGUAUUUAAAUUACUAAUAAAUUAGUGUUCAUUGAAA
Molecule: messenger RNA, 436 nt
Organism: Belonocnema kinseyi
Lineage: Eukaryota; Metazoa; Arthropoda; Insecta; Hymenoptera; Cynipidae
Exons: 3
Coding region: 128-328 (66 amino acids)
Source: RefSeq, a predicted model, not a curated record